GAUCGACCAUUGCAUCCGAGCCAGUCCGUCAGUCAUUAUUUCAGUCAUCUCUUUAAUCAUGCGGUUGUUGCUUUUGUUCUGGAAGCGUGGAAAUUGGGCAGCAUCUCCUUUGCACACAUUCACACCUUGUCUCAUAGUGUCAUCGUGCCAUUGUUUCUUUUUUUUUUUUUUUCGUCCUGCGUCUGCCAUGGUGUUUGUUAUGUGUGUGUGUACAGCGAAAUCUUCUUUUUUCUCUUUCUUUCUUUUUUCUAGAAGUGGUACACAUGGAGUGAUGUUGUGGACCGCUCUUCUCCUAGUGUUGACUGGUACUGGUGAAGCAAUGCAAUAGUUCGCCUGAGCUCAUAUCAUACUGUCAUGCGUAGAUCUUUAUAAUUUAUUGUAUUCGAUAGAGGGUGGCGGGUCAGUGUUUCUCCUGGCUCACUUCUAGUUAUA
This is a messenger RNA of Aspergillus fijiensis CBS 313.89, 432 nucleotides long. RefSeq lists its product as uncharacterized. The coding region runs from base 59 to 328 and encodes 89 amino acids. The transcript has a single exon. Lineage: Eukaryota; Fungi; Ascomycota; Eurotiomycetes; Eurotiales; Aspergillaceae. The record is from RefSeq and is a predicted model, not a curated record.